This is a messenger RNA of Paramecium sonneborni, 2399 nucleotides long. The record is from the annotation of a GenBank genome assembly. Lineage: Eukaryota; Ciliophora; Oligohymenophorea; Peniculida; Parameciidae.
AUGGUUAAAAUCAUAUAGGCUACUAAAUUGCUCAAAUCAAGACGUCUAUAAAGAUUAAAAUUAAGCAAAUUAUCGUUUUAAUCCAAAUAAAUUAGUGUGGAUAAUAAAUAAUAAGAAACUAAAUAAGUGUAAAUUAUAAAUGAAGAUUAAUUCAUCACUCAUAUUGAACCAAUUAAAUAAUUACUACCAUUUUAUUAAGGUGGCAAAAUAUAAAUAGUAAAUAAUGUGAUAUAUACUUGCUUUAAUUUUUGUGUUUAAUACCUAGAUAAAAAAAUCUAACAUAAUUAGGAAGAAAUAGCAAAUUUUUGUGUAAGUAACUUAAAUGAUUAUAUUGCAACAUUCACAAAGAAUUAUAUGCUCAGAUAUGUUAGAUUAAAUGAUCAUAUUACUUAAUUUACAAUUAAAACAGAUCCAUUAUUUGCUAUUGACAUGUAAUUUAGUCCUGAAGAUGUAUAUUUAGCUUUAGGUGGUACAAAUUGUAUGGUUAAAAUAAUAAAUGUGAAAAAAAACUAAUAGAGUACAGAAUUUAGAGUAAGUGGAAGUGUUCUUAAAUUAUAAUGGAUUCCUAUUAUGAGAAAAUUAUAAGUUGCAAUUGCUACAGAUGAUAGACGCAUUUCAUUAUUUGAUUUAGUAGCUAAUAGAAUACUAUGUGCUUUUGUAGAUUUCAACAGUAGAAUUACUCAUAUCUAAUUUAAUUAACAUAUAUUGAUAUCAAGUUGUAAUAAAUACAUUAAAUUUUGGGAUACAAGUGUAUAAAAGUUGACAGAAACAAUAGAAUUUGAUAUAGAAAUUGAAACCUUCAUUUAUUUCAAAAAUACAUUAAUAAUUGGUACUGAAUCUGGAGAUUUACAUACUAAAUAACAAAAUAAAAAAAUUAUAAUAGAUUCACAAUUAAAUGGAUAAUAAAUAUUGAAGUUUAUGACUUGUAAUGAAAAAUUGUAUAUUGUCACAAGUGAACUACAUAUCUACAUUACUGAAUUAGUAUCUGGUCAAAUAUAAUAAUAAAAACUAUUGUUAGGAUAUAAUGAUGAGAUUCUUCAUGCAAAGUUUAUAAAAAAUAAUUAGUUACUAUUGGCUACGAAUUCACCAUUUAUGAAGUAUGAUAAUAAAUUUAUAAAUUAGGAUAUUAAAUUUAGAUAAUAUGGAUGUUAUAGUUUGGAAAGCUCAUUACAGUGUUAUUAUGUGUUGUGAAUUUAUAGAUGAUUUAAUAGUAACAGCUUCUAAAGAUAAUUGUGUUAUUAUAUUCAAAUAUAAAGGAUUUAAAUAACCUAAGGAAUUACAUAAAUAUAGUGGACAUUCUGAUGAUGUUAUAUGUAUAGAUGUGAAUUCUAAAUAUAUUGCCUCUGUUUCAAAAGAUAAAACUCUUAAAUUAUGGGAUUUAAAGAAUUAUUAAUCUGAAUAAUCAAUUAAAACUGUUGUUGCUCAUGAAAAAGAGAUGAAUUGUGUUCGAUUCUCACCUAAUAAUAAAUUAAUUGCUACAUCCUCUUAAGAUAGAUUGAUUAAAUUAUGGGAUGAAAAUUUAAUGAAUAAAAUGAUUCUUAAAGGUCAUAAAAGAGGAGUAUGGGACUUAUAAUUUUCUCCAAUAGAAAAAAUAUUAGCUUCAGCUAGUGGAGAUAAUACUAUUAAGCUUUGGAAUCUCAGCGAUGGUUCAAUAAUAAAAUCAUUUUAAGGAAUUGCUCCUCAAUUAAAAGUAGCUUGGCUGGCUAGAGGAUCAGAAUUAAUAAGCACUGAUUCAAUUGGAAAUAUAAAAUUAUGGAAUGUAAAAAAAUAAAUAUGCAUUAAUACUUUCUCUUAACAUACUGGUAAAAUAUAUGCUUUAGAUAUUAAAAGAGAAAAUUAAGAUGUUUAUAUCGUUACUGGAGCUAAUGAUUCAAAUUUAAUCCUAUGGAAAGAUAAAACAGAAUAAGUAACUUAAUAAUAAUAAUUACAAUAACAUGAAAUUAAAAUAAAAUUACAAACUUUUCAAGAUCUAAUGAGAGAUAAACUAUUUUUAGAUGCAGCUUUUCUAGCAUUUUAGAAUAAUUAUAUAAAACAUUUUAUAUAAGCUGUUACUCAAAUUUAUAAGUAUAUAUUAUUUAUAUUUAAGACAAGAAGAUUAUGAUAAUGUUAUAUCUCUAUUAUCCUAAAAAAUAGCAAAAGAAGAUCUAUUAAAAUUCUUAUAAUUAUUGAUAACAUUAAAUUAAAGCAAAAAAACAUAUUAAGCAGCUUAACAUUUAUUUUUUUAUUCAAUUAAACUGAUAAAUGUAAAUGAAUUUAAGGAUGAAAAAAGAGAGUUAGUGAAAAAAUUGUUGUAAUAAUUAAAAUAUUUGACAUCAAAAUGUUUUGAUAGAUUAGAAAGUAAUUAUUCUUCUUAGUUUCUAAUAAAAUUCAUGAUAGAUAAGUCUAAAAUUGUUGUAUGA